Daldinia decipiens is the source of this 2472-nucleotide messenger RNA. RefSeq names its product NCA2-domain-containing protein. The record is from RefSeq and is a predicted model, not a curated record. Bases 1 to 2472 code for a protein of 823 amino acids. The transcript has 5 exons. Gene Ontology annotation, molecular function: GTP binding; GTPase activity. Lineage: Eukaryota; Fungi; Ascomycota; Sordariomycetes; Xylariales; Hypoxylaceae. Gene Ontology annotation, cellular component: mitochondrial outer membrane.
AUGUCCCUAGUGGCGGAUCAAGUACGGCGGUUGGACGCGCAGCUAGACCGCAUCCCUUUUAGCCACUUGACGAGCUAUGACGCCACCCAAGCUUCGAUAGACUUGGAUAGUCCUCGUGCGAAAGAACUGCUGAGGAUCAUCAAAGCCCUAUCGGCUGCCUCGGGAUCGCAAAGUACCCUCCCCGCACGGAAUAUCCAGUCUCUCCUAUCUCAGUCGGAGUUACUCUCGGACGAGACUGAGGAGAUAUCGGCGAACCAGUACGAGGCUGAGCUCGAGUGGAGAUUGGUUAGCAAGGCAACUGUGCAAACAUACGGUAUUAUUUUGGAUACUCUGUUAGAUCAGAUCAUUCCUCUGAGUGACCACAUCUGGUACUGGGACGAUGUGCUGUCGUCUCCGACGAACAGCAGUAUAUACCUGGUGCAAACUUCCCCUAUGCGAGUCUGGGCUUGGACUAGGGAAAUCUACAAGGACAGCAAGACUAGGUUUCAACAGUACACUAGAGGUGGCACUUCAGUCGCUGGUUUGGCCGGAGCAGCUCAACGAUGGAGCCAAUUCUACAAUAUUGUGCGAGAGACCAUACACGAAAGGUCGCUCGCCAACAUGCAGAGGAAGAUAUUGUCCCCCAUUGCUCUUUGUCGGUCCGAGGCCCGUAAGAAGCAAGCUAAGCUGAAAAGGCUUAGAGAAAUGACCUCGAGCGGCCUGGGUGUUUUAAUCGACGAGGGUCUCGCCUUCAACAGCAACGGAAGUGAUGACGGUAAGAGUGAUAUGAUCCUCUCAGCUAAUCAAGAAUGGAAAGGUGUCGUGGAGCGAAGCGUCGCUCUAAUGGACAUGGUCCUCAAAGACGUCCUGACAUUGGAUGUCAGAGUUGCCGAUUUUGAAGAUAGAGUCUUUGCUGGCGUUGAAGAGGAUCCUGAGUUGUCGAUCCUGGCCGACGAAGACGAAACAAAUCGCCCGGCUGUAGUGGCUAAAAGGCUUCAGGACUUACUAAAAACUCAAUUGCCGCAACACCUUGGAGAAGCAGAAAAACUACUAACAGAAAAUGGACGACCGUCAAGACUCGUGAGAUACUGGCUCCCUGCCACUGCGCUUCUCCUCUCUUCGUCUACGAUUCUCCGCAUCUUGGUCAAUAGAAAACAGGAGAUUUUGCAGUGGGUUAGUGACUUUGGCGUAACUGUUCGUGACUUCUGGUUCAACUGGGUUAUCGAUCCUGUUCGAAAGGUUGUUGGCACUAUCCGCCACGACGACAAUAGCGAGAUUGCUAUCAUGAGUCGGGAUAGCCUGAAGGCGGACAGGGAAAGCUUAGAGCGUAUGGUCGUCGACUUUGCUCUCGAUAAGCCGAAUGUGGCAACCGGCGCCUCGUCAAUAUCAGAGUUACAGGUUGCCGAAAUCAGAGCCAAGGUCCGGGAGGGAGAUGUGACACCGAUUCUUCGCGCGUACGAAAAAGACCUACGCAGCCCCUUUAUGGGUACGGUGCGAGGUGACUUGGUCCGAACGCUGCUCAUUCAGGUUCAAAAGACAAAGGUUGACAUCGAAGUCGCCAUGAGCGGGAUUGAUGCCCUUCUGAAAAGCCAGGAACUUGUAUUUGGCUUCGUAGGUCUUACACCUGGUAUUCUCGUGUCCAUUGGAGUGAUGCAAUACCUCCGUGGUGUGUUCGGAGGCAGAAAAGGCUUCCGAGAACACCGGAGAGCCGGCAAAUGCGUCCGAGUUCUACGCAAUAUUGACCGCAUCUUAUCCGAAGCGACGCCCUCGUCUAACAACCUCAUAUCCUACAAAGACCACGGUCUCCUCGUAUGUGAGGUUCACGUCCUUCGACAACUUGCACAUAAUCUCCUCCCAGCCGACAUUGAGAAAGACUUCUUGGAAGACUUGGAUGACCUUGCUAACCUCAAGGGCAUCCAAUCACAGCUGCGAGCUUUGGAUAGAAUACGUUGGGCAUAUUCUAACGAAGACUCCUUCACACCGUCCUUCAUCACGACUAUCGGCAUCGACUUUAAGAUCCGCACGAUCGAGCUCGAUGGUAAGCGCGUGAAGCUGCAGAUCUGGGAUACUGCUGGCCAGGAGCGAUUCCGAACUAUCACGACGGCUUAUUAUCGCGGCGCAAUGGGCAUCCUCUUGGUUUACGAUGUCACAGACCAGCGAUCUUUCGAGAACAUCCGAACGUGGUUCGCAAACGUAGAGCAGCACGCCACGGAAGGCGUCAACAAGAUCCUCAUCGGCAACAAGUGCGACUGGGAAGAGAAGCGCGUGGUGUCGACGGAACAAGGCGAGGCGCUUGCCAAGGAGCUCGGCAUCCCCUUUCUCGAGGUAUCCGCCAAGAGCAAUAUCAACAUCGACAAGGCCUUCUAUAGCCUCGCCGGCGACAUCAAGAAGCGUCUCACCGACAUUAGCCCCGCGCAGCAGGCCGCUGCGGCCGGUGGCCAGGGCGUCAAUGUGUCCUCGGGACAGAGCAGCGGCCUAGGCAAGUGCUGCUAA